GCUUGUUCCACACGACCACUCCGGUUGGGGCUACUCAUCUGGCAGCAGGUGGUGUGACAUGUGCACCUCUUCUGCCGGUGAUUGUCAGUAAACAGCUCUGAGGUGCUCGCUCCAGACAGUAGAGGUUGGAAAAGUGACUCGGGAUGCUCGGUCAAUCUUCUCACCUUAUCGGGGGCAUCUUGUGGAUCCAGAAUCCAAUGAGAGCUGUUCACUGCAACCUGAGCCAGAAUGGCAUUGACCACCAGAUGUGCCCGGAGGACAUGACGUCACAGCUGGAGGAAGAGGAGGAGUUGGUGGACGAAGGGGCUCUGCUGCUGGACAACGACAGCCCGACCUACCAGGAAGUCAGCCCCCUCAUGUACCAGCGCCGCUCUCCGCCAAAGCGCUCCGUCUCCGAGUCUGAGCUGUCACGGCCAGGAUAUGUGAAGCUGUCCAAGCCGGUGGCCCUGUGGACCCAGCAGGACGUGUGCAAAUGGCUGAAGAAACACUGUCCCUAUCAGCACCAGAUCUACAGUGACUCCUUCAAACAGCACGACAUCACAGGGCGAGCUCUGAUGAGAUUGACAGACAGAAAGCUGGAAAGAAUGGGCAUCAUGCAGGAAGCCCAGAGGCAACACAUCCUGCAGCAGGUCCUGCAGCUCCGCGUCCGGGAGGAAGUCAGGACCCUUCAACUUCUCACACAAGCCUCUCUGGAGUGCACUCCGUCUUCACCAUAGACUGACUGAGGAGGACUACCCAGUCAUAAAAAGGACAAGGACAUCCACCGCCUUGCCCGCAUAACAACGCCCAAUAUGUGAUCAACAGACUUCUUCCAGGAACAAUCUCAGCUCUCUAUCACCUUUGGUCUUCAUCUUUAUCCAAUCUAGGAAAAACUCUUCUUCCAAGCCACUCCUGAGAAGCUCCCACAAGUUCUGACUCGCAGUCCAAAUACUCCUUACAGCUUCCUGGAAUCAGACCAAUAGUUUCCAUUGCAGGCGCCCUGUCUCCUUUUCAUUUCUGACCUUUGCAGAAAGACCUUCAGUAGACCUCUCACGCUAUAACUCCCACAAUUCUCUCAGAAUCACUCCCUUUUUCUCAAGAAACACGCAGCCAAGCCCUCCCAACAAAAAUUCAGACCCAAGUUUUAACAUUAGCCUUGGCUGGCUUUCCUUAAAGCGUUGUUACAGGGGAUAAUCUGUGCAUUAUUAGUGAUUAAUAGACAUUUUCUGUGUGUGCUUAUUGAUUUCAAGGGAAACCUACCCCACCCUUACAGUUAAAAGUAACAUCUAUAAUCUACUCCUUCAUGCAAACGCAGUCUCUUGGUCUGUUUGUGUAAUCUUAGGUCCUUCAUUGUACCACAUAAGUGUGUAUUUCCUCCCAUGAGUACUACUUGUGCUUGGGCUGAGCCUCUGCUUUUACUGAGAACUUUCAGUAGUUGCAACAUAAUGACAACAAUACAGCUCUCCUUCCCUAAUUGCAAAUGGAUGACCAAUCAACACAACCAUUGUGUGUUUCUGUGCUCUCAUUCUGUGCAUAGGUUCUGUAAAAGAUGUCCUGGUGAAGUAUCGGUAUCGCUGCCCACUUUUUGCCCUCUAUAUAUUCUGAAUCACUUAGGGUAGACAUUUUCCCUGAGAGAACUUCCCUGUGAAAACAAACAACAGUUGGGGAAUAAACACUGAACCUGGCAUCACAUUAGGUACGGUUAAGUUGGCUCCUCCGAAAUGAACGACAUCGCUGUGAAAAGCAAUCUGAAGGAGAUGAAGCAAAAAAUGGGAUGAACUGAAGGAAAUUCCCUUGGUGUUCCUAAAAGCCUUGUGCUAGUAGAUAAACCGGGAAAAGGGAGUGGCUGAAAGGAGAAAAGGAACAGGCACAUCAGAAGGGCUUCGAGAUGCUUCAACUUGAAACUCUGUUCUGCUAAUGAGGAGAGAAAGAGAAGAAAAGACACAUCACAGAUAACAAAAGAAGAAGCUUUUUCAUAUCCUCCCCUCUGUAUUGCUGACUCUUUUAUUGCUUUGUCUGCUUUCCAUCUCACUGCUUGAAACUAUUUUUAGAUGAGAUGUAUUGAAAAUAGUCUAGAAAGGAGACGUGCUGUGCGCAAAAGCUCAUCAUGAAGAUGUUGUCUGUCAGUCUAUUAGAAAAAUACACUGUAUUCUAUUUAUCUAUGUUGAAAAACUCUAAAUCUCUGCUGUCUAUGUGAAUAAUGGCCACUCACUGUUAAUAUUAUAGGUAUUUUAACUGCACUUAAAAGCACAUACAAAACAGCUGUUACCCGGACCAUCAUCAAUUUCUUUUAUGAGUGUAAAUACAUAUAAUCCUGAAUCCGUUAUAACGACCUCUCAAUAUCUGAUGCUGAAGUGUGAUAAUCAUCAAAAGCUCAUCUCAUAUCCACGCUGGUGUAGCAUGAGCUGUUGUCAUGGUAACAACAUCUUUUCUCUUCCUGGAUGGGAGCUGUCAAUCAGUGUAGCAUAAAAUAGCUGCUGCGGUUGGAGCAGGGAGGAAAAAAGGGGGUCAGCAACGGGCCCCGAGAGCCAUUGGGUUUUAAUGGUAUUUCAUUUGUACACUGGCCCCUCUGUGUCCAGCUAUUCAUUGUUUGGAUAGCAGCUGUAGCCUAAUGCGGCAAGGACCCGUGAGCAGAUUGAAUGGUAUUGAUCAGUUCUUCGGACAUGCAUUUGGUCCUCCAGGAAUCCAAAAGCCUCAAGGUGUGUGUGUGUGUGUGUGUGUGUGUGUGUGUGUGUGUGUGUGUGUGUGUGUGUGUGUGUGUGUUGUGUGUGUGUGUGUGUGUGUGUGUGUGUGUGUGUGUGUGUGUGUGUGUGUGUGUGUGUGUGUGUGUGUGUGUGUGUGUGUGUGUGUGUGUGUGUGUGUGUGUGUGUGUGUGUGUGUGUGUGUGUGUGUGUGUGUGUGUGUGUGUGUGUGUGUGUGUGUCAGUCUCAUAGGAAUGGAGUUGUUCAGGCUAAAACACAAGUGGCUAUUUCAUGGUCGGGUGGAGAUGCCAUGUCCAUGUCUGUCAAGGCCACAAGAGGAAGGAGUUUGGGGGGCGGGGGGGGGCUGAAGAUUCUGUUAAGUUGGAAUAUCUCUACCACUCGAUUUCAGUUUGGAAGCUGUCAAUAUGUGAACUGUGAGAAAUGGUUUGCAGUGGCAAAAGGUUGGUUAGUUUACCACCUGGCUUUAUGUAUGCUAAUGACCUUAAGCAGGAGCCUGACUCUAACAUUAGUAUUUUCAUUAAUAUGAUGUGUCGUAAUUGAUGAUGAAAUUGUGAAAAACAGAUUCAAUAUGACCUUUCAUUGGUGACGAAAGAAGACUAUGGCAUUUAAGUUUAUACACAGUAUGGUGUAUCAUAUAUGAAUCUACAGUCAACAGCCUGGUAGCUUAGCUUCACUUAGCAUAAUAACUGGAAAAAGGGUAACAGCUAACAAAAGGUCAUGCUCUUCUGUUCUAAUAUCCACGCAAAAAGGAAAAUAUAUCUUUUUAAACCUUCUUCAUUCGCUUUCUUGCCGAGAGUUAUAUUAUAAGUCAAUACCACUUUUAUUUUUGUUCAUUAAAUAUAAAGCUACAACCAGCCAUCAGUAAACUUAGCAUAAAUUGAAGAAUGGCUUUGUGUAGAGGUAUUACAAUUUGCCACAUUCUUUAAUUCUUAAUGCGUACAAAAACUGAAGGAAAAAGUGCAUAUUGACAAAGCCAGGUUAGUUGUAUCCAGUCUAUAAACCAAGCUAAUCUACUGCUGAGUACAGCGAAUAUUUAGUAAAAAUCAUCACAUUUAAGUCAGUGAAAGAAAUACAAAAAUAUUCCAAAAUACAAACUUCUUUAUAUUUAACUUUUUGCUUGGAUUUGGUCAGAAGUAUUACAAAUCUGCACAUAAGAGCCUGACAAAACCAAGGUCCAUGCAUUCCGAAAAUCUUGUUGGAAAAGCCCACAAGGCUGACUUCUUGUGAUCUUACAGAUAACAACCACUUGCAUUGAAUUUCAUCAUACUUUUGAUUGUGGCCCUGUAAAGAAAGUACUGUGUCUGUGUUCUCACUCAUUUGCAAUUCUACACUCCAAUGUGGUUGUAAAGGAUUAUUGAAAGUGUUGGUGUCCAAAUGUAUUCUCUCAAAGACUCUUUGAAAUUAAAUUUUGACAAAUUUCAUGCAGCUAGUCUAAACUUUGGGUCAAGGCCUAAAAUUGCUUGCAGGCUCUCCACUAAAUAAUAAAUGUAGCAGUGUCUUUUGGUGAUCCCAGGCUACACCACUAUAAUAACCCUGGAUGUAUGCAGUGAAGAGUUGAUUUCUUAUUGUUACUCUACAGAGAGUGUGCUGGCUCCCUACAUACAGACAGGGAGCAACGGAAUUCUCCUCCAGGGCCAUAUGAAAAAACAGUGUUUCUGGCUCUUGUAUCCAGGUAUAACCAGCUUGAGAUUUGGCAACUGUGCCAAGAUCUCCACUGACUUGCCUGCACUGGUUAAGCCCAUAGAGUCUACGUUUGGCACGCAAACAUGGACACUGAUACACUGAUACACCAGAAAAUGGCAGGCUAACUCUCACACACAUUGCACAACAAUUUUCAAACAUGCUGGGACGCACGUUCGACAGACACAAACCCAGACUUACAAGCAUAUACAUGGUGACACUAUAUACAUACAUAUUUCUCAACAAAUUAUCAGGCAGCCGCUCACGGGUUUCACAAUAGUUAUGCAAAAACAAACUAGAAGCAAACAUGUAAGUAACAACGUUAACACAAUCCAAAAUCGAGGACUAGAAAUCUAAAAAUGUUCUGCCAUGUUGACAGCAUGUUUGUUUUUGUAACCAACUGGCAUGCAGACCAAGUCUCUACUCCCAAUCCAGCUACAUACUGUAUAAGGUGCCUAAUGAUGGAUAUUAAUGAUGAUAUUGAUAUCAUGAGUGUAUAUAUAAUAAACAGAUUAAUCUUCA
Molecule: messenger RNA, 4883 nt
Organism: Eleginops maclovinus (Patagonian blennie)
Lineage: Eukaryota; Metazoa; Chordata; Actinopteri; Perciformes; Eleginopidae
Gene: samd12
Product: sterile alpha motif domain containing 12
Exons: 5
Coding region: 144-716 (190 amino acids)
Biological process (GO): cell surface receptor protein tyrosine kinase signaling pathway
Cellular component (GO): cytoplasmic side of plasma membrane
Molecular function (GO): protein binding
Source: RefSeq, a predicted model, not a curated record